Molecule: messenger RNA, 804 nt
Organism: Penicillium pulvis
Lineage: Eukaryota; Fungi; Ascomycota; Eurotiomycetes; Eurotiales; Aspergillaceae
Exons: 2
Coding region: 1-804 (267 amino acids)
Source: RefSeq, a predicted model, not a curated record
AUGUUGCCGUUCAACCCCAUGCGCAUCAGCGCCAUUUUGAAUAAACCUUCGGAACUGCAGAAAGAUGGCCGACAACCUCCCGAAGUAAGUCAACCACUGCAACUACGCCCCGCCCUCAGUCAAGAAAGGACCGCCAAAUCUUCCCGCUGGCAUUUGGAUUGGCAGGAAGAAGAGAAAACCUCUGUGGAGGAGAAUCAAAAAGUGAAACGGAGGAAAAAGAGAAAGGAGAAUGCAGCCAGUCCCAAGGUCGCGCAUGCGCCUUCUGCUCAAAUCUUAUAUCGUAUCACUGGGGAUGGCGCUGCACAACUCCGGCCGAUGCCGGUGGGUAGAGCAGCUGCAUGGGAAAGUCUCUCUGUUGUUUCCUCAGCACACCUUCCACGGUGGAAAGUCCACCGCGGCGAUAUUGUGAUCGUGGACAUUGGUCUAAGAGGUACAGAUGUCGCCAAGGUGUCCGAUCUUCGUCGCUUAUCGGACGGACGCUACAUCAUUGUCUACGCUUGGUUGCAUACAAGGAACGAAAUUACUCGAGAACUUGAAGUGGACUCGAAAUUACCCGCUCAUGCUUUAGUCCAUCUUGAUAGUAUGUGGCCACCGAACGCUGCGCACAAGUUGAUGCUCAGUACGAAUCGGACCAUCACAAUUUGGGACACCGCGAUCGCAAAAGCUCCCAAGAAGAUCAGGACGAGUAUUUGUCAGUACGCGAUAUACAAUACGACACCACUAUCGCGACGAAUAGUCAGUGUGAAUCGCCCUAAAUUCGAGUGGGUGAGAGCAAUCUUAACGAUGAAACCCGAGACCAAAUGA